AUGCACCCGCAUCUCCUCUCACAGUCCACCGCGAAUGUCCCCACCAUGGGAUUUCGCCCAGCUGGCCGCGGGCCCGCUGCCCUGGCAAGUAUGCCACAACACUCUUCAUUGACGAAGUUCUCUCGACGGCUGCAGGCACGGCCAGCCACUACAUCGAUCUCGCCUCGAAGUGUAGCGACAAAGGUGAGAGGGAGCCGAGAAAAUACGCCGCUUAAGCAGAGAGUGCUGGCUGAAUGCCGCACCCUUGCCACCCCGCACCGACGAACGAAUGGAUCGCCAGCUGCUAUUCCACGCGGCAGCGAUGCACCUCGCGUGCACGUGAGAAUAAAUACCGCCGUGCCCGUGGCCCGUCGCUGCAUGUCGUCCCUCCCUAGAACAACACGAAGGAUGGCCAUAGCGCAUCCACGUCGCUCCUCAUCUGUGGCGACGCCGCUGUCGAAGAAGUCGCGGUCGCCCAGCCGAGCCACACCCCGCUCUGUUUCUCGACUCACUACGCGCCCCCCGCAGGUGCCGCCUAACACACGUUGUUGUGCCAGCACACUGACAAAUGCUAAGCAGCAGCAUCGGCCCUCUGCGUCACGCCACAUCGCUAACGCACCCUCUGCUACCGUCUCCAACACCUGUAUUCCACGGCCGCGGCACGCGAGCACCGACGCAGGCUUUGGGGGGCAUGCCAACGAGCCUUUUGCCACGUACGCGUGGUUGCCCUCCUCGCUGGCGUCGCGAGAAAACGUGGAGCCACUCAGCGCUAUGCCCAUGCCAUCAUCUGCGUUUAAUCGCUCCUCUGCUGCGCCGUCUACUCGCAGCGCGACCCCACCAACCAUCUCUGCAGCAACGCUAAGGAACGUGUGCGGUGCUGUCCAGCCUACGUCCACACCAUUGCAAGUGCACGCGGCGCAUCGCUGCAAGUUGCAUCCCGGGCUGACCUGUUCACUGCGGGCCGCCAGCUCUAUCGAGCCUGCCUUCUUGGUCCACGAGAUUCCGCCCGCAUCAGCCCUGGUCCUGCCAGACUCCAGUGACGCCCAACUACGGCAACUCUUCGCAACGCUCUUCGUGCGCACCACCGACUCGACGUGGUCGCUUCACCGACAUAUUCUACCCUUCCUGGCGGCUCGCCAGAACUGCAUCAUGCCUGUUUCGCCGUCGCAGGUGGCUGCGUUUGUUGGGUUCACUGACCACAGCGACGGAGGGGUGCAGGUGAAGGAGCGCACCGGUGUGGCUGGUGACACCCAUAACGAGCGCAGCCUAUGUGAUGGGCCGCGGACCACCAAGGCCAUGAGCCGCUUUGCUUCGCAGCUAUGCUACUGGUUCGUGUACGUGGGUGUCCUAGGGAGCAGUGAAGCAAUUCACUGGGACACCUUGCUGAUGCCCUUGGAAAGCACCUCAGCUCCCUCUCGCAGGUCAUUUUUAUGGGGUAAUGACACUGCUGGUAGCACCGCAGCUGCACGAGCACCCAUGACACGAAGCAAUAGCCCCUCUGUCCAUCCUGCCACUCCCGAGAAGCAGCCCUGCUACCGCGCACCGCACCAAUCACGCUCCAACUUCCCGGCCGUAUCGUCACCGACGCAGUGUGUCGGCACCGUCACGGAAGUGCCGAUCCAGUGCCAGCACCGGCGCAUGCCAGAUGACGGGGACGAGGACGAUGAAGAGAACAGCCCAACGAGCACCAUGCUGUGGCACACCGAUCAGCUGGACAACUCGACUUUGGGCUUCGCCGCCACCUCGCCAGUCGCAUCCGUGGAGUUCCGCUCCGUUGUCAAAGUGCCACCGGUAGUGCAAGAAGUGGUGUUCGUGCGCGGCUACAAAGUCCUACAAGCCCUGCUGGCCAAUCGCGAGGCACAACUGGCACACAUGAAAGAGGGCCCCAUGGCGGUUCUCUUACGGGCCAUCGGUACCGCCACUGGGGCUGACAAGCGCACAAGCACCAACCUCGAGCAGAGCGCACACUGCCUUGCCGAGCCGCACCCGUCUGUUAUUCGCACGGUGUACCGCCGCGUGCGCUUCUACCUUCGCCUGCACGCCUUUGUGCGUGAGCUCUGCGUGUAUCUGCGCGCGCACCAGGCACGGCCGUGGCAACGGGAGUCGUACAUUCUUGAAUCUGUCGUUUCCUCACGUCUGCGAGUCACGGCGAGUUUUGCCAGUGUUGACGCGCGCAUGGCCGGGAAGGCAAAGAUGAGUGCCAUCGCGGAAACGAGCACAGGUGGUGGUGGCAGGUGGAAGCCAGUUCGCGACGCACUUGUGAAAGGGGUGUUGUGCGCAGCACUCCAUGCCGCCCCCACCCGCGUCUCCGCUAACUCCCUUCAAACGCUACUCGUUCUGCAGCAUGCGGACGCCACACGAGUGGUGCUGCGAGCUGCUGAAGUUAUUCGCCGCGACGUCACCGGUGAAGGACUGCCGCACGCAUCGAAUGCAGUAGUCGCCUCGUCCUCCUUUCCUUCCUCCCACUCCUGUGAGGUCUCCACAUCUGAAGGCACGACAAGUUCACGUUUGCCUGUGCAGUUGCUUCGUAUCUUUCCGUUGCCGCGCUGGAGCUCCUUGGCGCAACCGGGCACGGCGUCGCCGAAACACGCAACGUCGUUCGACCUGGUUGCCUCAUGGGCAUUUGGCUUUGCGCUCGCCUUGGCGGUUCUAAGCAAUUUCCUCUUCAUCUUUGGUGCUCAGCUUGUCUGGACGUUGUGGUGGACAACCUCUCGAGAAGCCAGUGCCAACGGCGACACUGCACAGCAUCUCCACGUGUUGCACCGUACCUGGAUGCUCAGUUUCGUGAAAGAGUGCUCGAUAAUUCUGCUGCUACUCGCUUGCACUGCACGAGUGGCCCACCGCGCCGGAGAAGUGGUUGCUUCUAUUGAAGUGACGCACGCCGUCGUGACUGCUCAGAGUGCGGCUCUCACGCGUGCGUCGGAGGGCUGGCUGCAGGUGGCAUGGGCCCUGCACUCCGGCAACACCGUCGCUGCGCACGCGGUGCAACGCUGCAUGGACCGUCUUCGGCUGGUAGGCAAUGCAAUCGACGACUUCGAGGCAGCCCGGCUUGGUCUGCGACACGCGCUCUCAUGCGGCAUGUGGUCUCGGUAUUGGUUCGUAGUCUUCAUGGCUGCCUUAGUUACUUGCACAAUAAAGAUGUCGCUGCACCUCGGCCAGUACGUAGAACUCACCGCUGUUGUGAUGCUUGCAUGGGGGACGAGCGUGGCACGUGUCUGUGAAACCCGUCAGCAACGACGGCGCGCACUGGCCUGGUGGCUCUAUUGUCAAGCGACCACCGCGGAGAGUUUUGCGGAGGAUCUUCUGCGUACAGCGGGCGACCGGUGUAGCGAAGCGCUGUUCAGUGGGACAGCCGCCGAUGAGAAAGGUGGAUCAGCUGCGCGAGGGCCUCUGUCAUCUAAUUGUGCUUCCCUCCCAACGCUCUGCACGAUAUCGCUGCCAGUGUUGGAAGAGCUGGCAAAAGUCGCUUGUCUGGUGGAGUGGAGUGAAGGGCGCCUGCUGCCAAGAUAUCAGGGGUCCCACGGUACUAGCCCUGCGAAUCUCGCGGAGCUGACGACGCAGUGGUUCUGGGAGCAGCUGUGCGGCCGCGCCGCUCCAACGUACUCGAAGGGCGUGUCCUCUGUGGCUGUUGUGGAGACUACGAUGUGGGCAUGCCGCCGCUCACUCGAAGCCGAGCAGCGGCAGCGCGGUGCAGCUUCCCUACCCGUAGCGGAGGCGGUGGCCUACGUGUUGCCGUGGGCACUCGACUACGAGAAGGCACUGCCACCGCUGACCGGCGCACUGGAGGGGUGUCACGACUACCAGGUAAGCGAAGCACUUGCACCCUUUGCCGCGGCCGCAUCCAGGGAUGCCAGCGCUGCCGCCCACGUUCCACCCCAUCGAUCCUUCUCCCCUCUGUCCUCUCACAUAUUUCAAGAGAACAGUGCAAUGGACGCCUCCCUCCCUCUCGAUGUGGAGCUUCGGCGGCUCCCGUACCUAUCACAGCUGCAGGGCCGCCUCGUCGUGUGCACCGCAUUCGUGCUCGCCUCGCUGAGAGCAGCUCCGCGUGCGAUGAGUGAGGCAGUUGGCGGCUGCUCAGCUUCCUUCUCCACCUACAUGGGAGAGCGGACGUUUACCCUCCUGGUGUACCUCGUCCAUAGCCAGCUGUACGUGACGCCAUCGCUGUGGUGCACGAAAGGCUCUGAAAGAGCCUCGGCGGCGCGGUGGCGUCAGGCGGCAACUCGCACGCGAGAUACCUUGCAGCUCCUCCAGCGAGUCACACUACUGGCUCAGCAACGUGACGUGCGAGACCCUCCUGCAGGUCGUGCGUACGCAACGGUGCUGCCCUCGGUGCUGCACGCACUCUUCCGUUAA
Leishmania braziliensis MHOM/BR/75/M2904 is the source of this 4332-nucleotide messenger RNA. RefSeq lists its product as hypothetical. Lineage: Eukaryota; Euglenozoa; Kinetoplastea; Trypanosomatida; Trypanosomatidae. The transcript has a single exon. The coding region runs from base 1 to 4332 and encodes 1443 amino acids. The record is from RefSeq and is a predicted model, not a curated record.